UUCAGUUUCUAGUUGAUGCUGUUGAAUAUUUUCACAAGAUACUUCUUGGACAUGUGAUCAUGGAUUCCAAGAAAGGAUUGAGAGAUGUGUUUCCUUUCUAUGAAGGACUUGAUAGACCUUUUAAAAGUCAUAAUUACAAACAGUUUUUGGGAGAAACAUGGUGGGAGCCUGCUCAAAAGAGAAAUUUGGGAGAUAAGAUCUUGCAUGACAAAUCAAGUGGGUGUCAUUGAAUGCCUAAAUACACCCUUUUUAUCACAACUAGAGAGGUGGAUAGCUGCCAAAACUUGUAUUUUUAAGGAAAAAGGAAAACAACAAUUGCACAACACCAGGAUGCAGUACGAGGAGAGGAACCAGCACUUAUUGCAGCUUCAGCACAGUAUCAGAAAACAGGACUGGAGAAUCAAGAGACCGAGAGUAAAGAAAAGCGCCACCUGAAUCAACUCAUCUCCCGGAGAUGCGCAAGCUGGGAGUUGAUCCUUGGGCAAAACUCUGAUCUGAGCCCCAGUCUCCUGCCUUAUUUUCUCCACAAUCUUCCCUCCUCUCCAAGCACACAUCCAACCUGAUUACUCUGCGCCAGCAACCUACAAGUUACCGAAUUCUUAGUCUCACUUCCACCA
Messenger RNA from Prosopis cineraria, 617 nucleotides. RefSeq lists its product as uncharacterized. The coding region runs from base 85 to 435 and encodes 116 amino acids. NCBI's taxonomy places the organism in Eukaryota, Viridiplantae, Streptophyta, Magnoliopsida, Fabales, Fabaceae. The record is from RefSeq and is a predicted model, not a curated record. The transcript has 4 exons.